This is a messenger RNA of Prunus armeniaca (apricot), 180 nucleotides long. The record is from the annotation of a GenBank genome assembly. Lineage: Eukaryota; Viridiplantae; Streptophyta; Magnoliopsida; Rosales; Rosaceae.
AUGGAGGAAGUCAUUACUUCUUUUGACAAAAUUCUCCUCCUCACUAAAGAAGAAACAAAAGCUGUGCCAAUAGGAGAAGCAGAUGAAGAUGAUGUCCAUGAAAGGUUCAAAACUGCUUUGGUGGGCAAGAUGUUAACAAUCGAGCCUUUCAACCGUGAAGCCUUCAAACAGACUAUAUGA